CCUCUUUUUGGGUGUCCUCACUCUCUCCAACGCUCUGGCGAUACUCAUAAAUGGCCUCUGAACCUCCUCAGAGAUGAGCACCGAGUAUUUGCUGUGAGAUUUCUAGGGUUUUUCUAUUGAACUUGAAACCUAGACAUAUAUGUUUAUGUGAAAAAGAAUCUCUCUCUCUCUCUCCUCUUCCUGAGAGAGAAUUAUCGUUUUCAAUAAUUGAGUCUUUCCGAAAGAAAAUUUCGCUUCUCUCUCUAUACCUGCAAGAAAAUUUUGGUUUUUUAUUCUUGCGUCUCUCACUCUGAAAGAAAUUCUUCUUGGGUUAUCAUUGUUGAUUUUUCGUUCUUGGGUACUUCUCUCUCUGUCGCUCACUAGAAUUUUACGUUUUUUUAGUACCGGGUGUCACUUUGAAAGAUUUAUUUGGUCUCUCGAAAGUAUAGAGGUUAAUGGGGUUUUGAGAACUGGAACUGGACAUGGGUUUGAGGUACCAAGCAGGGUUGUGUUUGAUAGGUACCGUUGUUGUCAUAUGGGUGACAUCUGCAGAAGUCACACAAAGGAUAUUUACAGAAUAUAAACAUCCAUUUGUGCUCACGUAUAUAGGGGCAUCUCUUAUGGUUGUUUAUCUCCCUAUAUCUGCUCUCAAGGACUGGAUUUAUCGUUUGGUUGGGGCUAAUUCAUUUAAGAAUCUCGGAACUUCGACUGAUUUUCUUAACACUUCAAUUGGAUUGGAUUCUCCCUUGAGAGUUAAUGGAAUGCACCACAGUUUGGAGUCUAAGAUGAGAAAUUGCCUGACUUAUGAAAUGGGUUUCCAUGCCUUGGAAGAGGGAAAGCCGUUGAUUCCUAAAACAGAUGAUGAUGGUGAUUUAUUGGACCAAAGUGGUGAGGUCACUUCUUGGGAAAUUGCAAAGUCUAGCUUUUGCCUUGCUCCUAUAUGGUUUGUAACCGAGUACUUUUCAAAUGCGGCACUGGCGCGAACAAGUGUUGCAAGUACCACAGUCUUGUCGUCUACCUCAGGCCUUUUUACCCUUUUCAUAGGGGCUGUACUUGGCCAGGAUUCAUUAAAUGCCCCAAGGGUUAUUGCUGUAUUUGUUAGCAUGGCUGGUGUUGCUAUGACCACUCUUGGGAAGACAUGGGCAACUGAUGAUUCGCAAUUGAGUAUUUCUCAAAGUGGGAAUCACUCCAUCAUUGGAGAUGUCUUUGGUCUUCUAUCAGCUAUAACUUACGGCCUAUUCACAGUCUUACUCAAAAGAUUUUCUGGAGCAGAAGGAGAAAAGGUUGAUGUCCAAAAGUUGUUUGGCUACAUUGGCCUAUUCACUAUUGUAGCCCUUUGGUGGCUUGUGUGGCCUCUAACUGCUUUCGGAAUUGAACCCAAGUUCAGCAUCCCUCAUUCUGCAUCAGUGGAUGAAGCCUUGCUCUUGAAUGGCUUUGUGGGCAGUGUGCUUUCUGAUUAUUUCUGGGCACUCUCGGUUGUUUGGACGACUCCUUUGGUAGCUACGUUGGGUAUGUCUCUCACAAUACCUCUUGCAAUGGUUGCCGAUAUGGUAAUUCAUGGACGCCAUUAUUCAGCUCUUUACAUUCUUGGUUCAGCUCAGGUAUUCACAGGGUUUGUUAUAGCUAACCUAUCUGAUAAAAUGUUCAGCUAAAAUGGGUUUAUAGCUUUUCGGUGGGUGAAUAUGCAGUCCAAGACCAGCAAUGUCCCUCUCUAUCUCUCUCUCUUACCUUUAUUUUUUUUUUUUAAACAAUCUUUGCUUAAAGGCAGAAGAUCAGAGCCAAUCUACAAUUGGGGAGGCCCUGAAAGUGUAAAUAGAUCACGGUUGUAGAGGAACAAACAAAUCUAGAUGGCUUUUUCUACAAAGGAUCAAAUAUGGAUAGAUAUGAAGCGGUUUGCAUGGAAGUCACUGACUGCUUGCUCAAAAACUCACUCUCUCUCCCGCUUUCCUUUUUUCAAAUGUUAAACACUGAAAGUUCCUUUUAUUCCCGGCAUGUAUACUUUUUGGUUGAUUUACUAGAAAUGAUCACAUUAAAGUUAGUCUUAAGACUCUC
Messenger RNA from Amborella trichopoda, 2031 nucleotides. RefSeq names its product putative vacuolar membrane protein YML018C. Gene Ontology annotation, cellular component: membrane. NCBI's taxonomy places the organism in Eukaryota, Viridiplantae, Streptophyta, Magnoliopsida, Amborellales, Amborellaceae. The record is from RefSeq and is a predicted model, not a curated record.